ACGCAAUCACACUGCGCGCACUGAACCACCGCCGCUGCUGGGUUUGGAAGUUUCUGGAAAGUUCGCCGAAAAGAGAUAUAUAAAUGGGUCGCGCGUACUAAAAUAGUGUGCGCGCUCUGGAUUGCCAACAUUGACUGGACUGACAAGCACAGGCGGGUUUGUUUGUUUGUUUAUCUGAUCCUAACACACCGCUCGCGUAGGCUACUGAGGAGCAUCCGGGAUGGCUGUCGUGGGCUUUGAUGUGGGAUUUCAAAAUUGCUGUAUUGCUGUGGUCAAAAGCGGGGGCAUCGAGACCGUAUCCAAUGAAUUUUCAGACAGAUGCACGCCAGCUGUUGUAUCAUUUAGUUCAAAGAACAGGACCAUUGGUAAUGCUGCAAGAAACCAGAUGAUAACCAAUCCUGCAAGCACUGUCUCUCAUUUUAAGAGACUACAUGGCAGAUUGUUUCAGGAUCAUGCUGUGCAAUCAGAGAAGGCUAGUUUACCAUAUGAACUGGUACCACUAAAUGAUGGGAAGGUUGGAAUCAAGGUCAUGUACCUUGACCAGGAGCACCAUUUCAGCAUCGAGCAGAUCACAGCUAUGUUACUGACCAAAUUGAAAGACAUUGCAGAGGCAAAUCUGCAGAAGAAAGUGGUGGAGUGUGUCAUCUCUAUCCCCUCAUUCUUCACUGAUUCAGAAAGGAGAUCUGUUCUGGAUGCUGCCAAGAUCGCUGGCUUGAACUGUCUGAAGCUAAUGAAUGACAACACCGCAGUGGCCUUAAACUAUGGCAUAUACAAGGAAGGUCUUCCAGGCUGUGAUGAGAAUCCAAAGAUUGUGGUGUUUGUGGACAUGGGCCACUCAGCCCUCCAGGUCUCUGUUUGUGCAUUCAACAAAGGCAAACUUAAGGUGCUGUCUACCACCUUUGAUCCUUAUUUGGGAGGGAAAGACUUUGAUCAGAGGCUGGUGGAAUAUUUCUGUGCUGAAUUUAAGUCUAAGUACAAGAUGGAUGUAAAGUCCAAGGCUCGAGCUUUGUUGCGACUGACACAAGAGUGUGAGAAACUCAAGAAACUGAUGAGCAGCAACUCUACGGACAUUUCCCUCAACAUUGAGUGCUUUAUGGAUGAUAAAGACGUAUGUGGGAAAAUGAACAGGGCAAAAUUUGAGGAGUUGUGUGCUGACAUGAUCGAGAGAAUCGUGGUUCCAUUGAUGGCAGCUCUAGAGCAGGCUCAAGUGCGGCUUCAGGACAUCAGUUCUGUGGAAAUUGUAGGGGGAGCCACACGAAUCCCAGCUGUAAAGGCUCAGAUCAGUAAGUUCUUCAAGAGGGAUGCGAGCACUACAUUAAAUGCAGAUGAAGCAGUGGCCAGAGGCUGUGCAUUACAGUGCGCCAUACUCUCUCCUGCAUUCAGAGUGCGAGACUUCUCCAUCACAGAUGUAAUCCCAUUCCCGGUUUCUCUUUCCUGGACCAGUGAAGCAGAUGAAGGCAAAUCUUGUCAUGAGAUAUUUGGCAGGAAUCAUCCUUGUCCAUCAGCCAAAAUGAUUACAUUUUACAGGAACAAGCCUUUCAUUCUGGAAUCUUUUUAUUCGGAUCUGACAUCACUGCCCUUUCCUGAGGCAAAGAUUGGUGAAUAUAAAGUGCAGAACAUUCGACCUCAGGAGAAUGGAGAAAAGGCAAAGGUGAAAGUCAAAGUUGCAGUAAACAGCAGUGGUAUAGUCAGUGUGAGCUCAGCUACUAUGGUCCUGAGGGUCAGCUCAGACAAAUCUGAAACCACAGAAAUAAAUGAGAUUUACAGUCAUGGCGGCUCUGAUGAUAUUGAAAUAGAGGACAAGAUACUGGAGCCUAAUAUUCAGCUCUUGGUAGACAAAGAAAACCUGCCAACACCACAGUGUCCCCCCAUGGAAAAAGAGCAGAAUCAAAGAGAUGCACUGAGCAUGAAUGGAGAAGUAAACAACCACCCCCCUGAUGCUAAAAAAGCCAAGAUGAAAGUCAAGCAUGUUGUUCUGCCAAUUGAGGAGACAUUUAACCAACUGUUGCCAAAUGAUCGCCUCAGCACUUACAUAGAGCAGGAGAGCAAAAUGAUACAGCAAGACUGCCAGGAGAAAGAGCGUAACAAUGCUAAAAAUGCAGUCGAGGAGAAUGUCUAUUACUACAGACACAACCUGGAGGGCCCCUUUCAGACGUUUCUAAAUGCUCAAGACCAUCAGACAUUCUCUGCGCUUUUAAAUGGCACUGAGAACUGGCUCUAUGAUGAGGGAGCAGACCAAGAUAAGCAGACGUACAUUAACAAGCUGGCAGAAAUACAUAAACUGGGUUUGCCUGUGCAAAACAGAUACCAGGAGUCCAUACGGAGACCCAAAAUGUUUGAGGAGCUGUCAGCCAAAAUACAGAGUUACAUGUCUAUUGUGGAGGAGUAUAAGAAUGGAAGUGACAGUUACUGUCAUAUUGACGCCAUAGACAUGGACAAGGUCAGAGUGUGUGUUGAAGAUACUCAAGUGUGGAUGACAGUCAUUCAGGAUUCUCAGGAUAAACGCACACCUGAUCAGGAACCUGCCAUACACAGCACUCAGAUCCAGGAUAAAUUACAGGCACUCAACAACAUUUGUGAGGAGAUAGUUUCCAAACCCAAGCCCAGGGUUGACUCUCCUAUGGACGACAACAUUCAACCAGAGUGCCCACACAACAAGAAAAGCCCAGAAGAUGUGACGAUGGAAUACACAGAUUUUGUUCAAAAUGAAGCAAAAAACACCCAUGUCAAUAUUUAGCAGCUUCUUAUAUUGGAAACACAAUAUGGCUGGAUUGCAUGUAAUGUGGUUGAGGUAACAAAUGUAAAUGAAGCUUUUUUGUUUCUUAUAUUUGAUGUUAAGAGGCACAUUUGAACCUUGUUUCUUAUAUUUAAAGUGAUAUGUGAUUACUUUUAGUUAAUCUUCGUGUAGCAUCUCCAACUUGAAAUCUUUAAAGUUCUCACUGUUUCUCCACAGUUUCACUUUGGUCGCAAAGCUUUGUUAUAGUCUGACUCAGACCAUUUACUGACUAUGAACGCAGUUCCACAGACUCAAAAACAAUAAUGAAAAGAAAAAAAAAUCAUAAAUGUUUCUAUUGCUGUUUUGGAUUAAGAAAUGAAUAGAUGUAGAUGUAAUAGCAAUCAACAACAAUAUUAAGAGAACAUCAAAUGGAACUGAAGCAGUCAUUGCUUAGCAAUGACUGAAAGAAAGCUUACGCUGAAACUGUGGCUCUAAACAAAGUGAAAGCUUGCACUUUCAGAAAUGGAUGUACAAGGGCUGCUGCUAUAUGCUUGAUUGUUCGGCUUUAUUUUCCGCUGUGCAUUCAAUAGGAAAUGUCAUGUAAAUUCACAAUUUAUUUAUAGCGCAUACCUGACAGACAAUCUGUGCAGGUGGAAAUGCAGCAGAUGUCCUUACAGUGAAUUGUUGUUUGUUCCUUUGUGUUGUGCCUGAAACUUUUGCUGUAAGUUUAAAAUCGCAAUAAAAUAAACACUUCUAAAACUUUAA
Megalobrama amblycephala (Wuchang bream) is the source of this 3481-nucleotide messenger RNA. It is a transcript of the gene hsph1, whose product is annotated as heat shock 105/110 protein 1. Gene Ontology annotation, biological process: protein folding. Gene Ontology annotation, molecular function: ATP binding; ATP-dependent protein folding chaperone. Gene Ontology annotation, cellular component: cytosol; nucleus. The transcript is spliced from 18 exons. The record is from RefSeq and is a predicted model, not a curated record. Lineage: Eukaryota; Metazoa; Chordata; Actinopteri; Cypriniformes; Xenocyprididae. The coding region runs from base 221 to 2737 and encodes 838 amino acids.